AUGCCCGGGCUCACGGCGCCGUCCGACUACGCGGAGGAGCCGCCGCGUCACCCGGCCCUCAAGAUCAACUCCAAGGAGCCAUUCAAUGCUGAGCCUCAGCGAUCGGCACUAGUAGCAUCUUACAUCACCCCAGUGGAUUUCUUCUACAAGAGGAAUCAUGGACCCAUCCCUAAGGUCGAGGACCUCUCAAGAUAUACUAUUUCCAUUUCUGGUCUCGUCAACAAGUCUAUUCAGCUAUCCAUGGCUGACAUUUGGGCUCUUCCAAAGUACAAUGUCACAGCAACUUUACAGUGUGCAGGAAACAGGAGGACUGCGAUGAGUAAGGUACGAAAAGUGAGAGGUGUUGGGUGGGACAUAUCUGCUCUUGGAAAUGCAACUUGGGGAGGUGCCAAACUAUCUGAUGUCCUUGAGCUAGUUGGAAUACCAGAACUCACUUCAGUCACAUCUCUAGGAGGGAAGCAUGUUGAGUUUGUUAGCGUUGACAAGUGUAAAGAGGAAAAAGGCGGUCCUUAUAUGGCAUCUAUUCCAUUAAAGCAGGCAACAGAUCCUGAUGCUGAUGUAUUACUUGCGUAUGAAAUGAAUGGAGAGGGUUUUUUUAUGCAAAAAGAUUACAAAAUGUUUCCACCAACUGUGGAUUGGGACAAUAUUAAUUGGUCAACUAGAAGGCCACAAAUGGAUUUCCCUGUACAGUCUGCUAUCUGUACACUGGAUGAUGUAGAUGUUAUCAAGGAAGGGAAGGCUAGGAUUGCUGGAUAUGCACUUUCAGGUGGUGGCCGUGGCAUUGAGAGAGUGGAUAUAUCUGUUGAUGGGGGUAAAACAUGGGUUGAGGCUCGUAGAUAUCAGAAAGACAAUGUGGCAUAUGUAUCAGAUGGACCUCAAACUGAUAAGUGGGCUUGGGUUCUCUUUGAGGCUACAUUAGACAUACCAGCAAAUGCUGAGAUUGUUGCUAAGGCGGUGGACUCAGCUGCAAAUGUUCAACCUGAAAAGGUAGAAGACAUAUGGAAUCUGAGAGGAAUCCUCAACACAUCUUGGCAUCGGAUCAAAAUACAGAACUCUUCAUGCGUAGGAAGAUCUAAGCUGUGA
Miscanthus lutarioriparius is the source of this 1083-nucleotide messenger RNA. The record is from the annotation of a GenBank genome assembly. Lineage: Eukaryota; Viridiplantae; Streptophyta; Magnoliopsida; Poales; Poaceae.